GUCGAGAAGUAUAUAGUUUUAUAUAAACUUCUAAAAUUUACGAUAUUAAAAAAAUGUCGAAAAACAUUUGGAGCUGGAAUUUCCUGAUUAUAGUAAUGUGGGAGAUUCAAUAUUUGGAAGUGAUAAUCUUCGGGAUGCUUCUUUGCAAAUAACCCAUUUGAAAGAUGAGACCAAAGAUCUAUCUUUUUGGCGAUUCCAUUACAGAAUUUUCUUUCGCUGAUGGCGGCUGGGGAUCCGCUCUAACCAAUCAUUUCACUCGCAAGGCCGAUGUGGUGGUUAGAGGAUACAGUGGCUACAACACGAGAUGGGCGCUUAAGGUCAUUGAACGAGUCUUCCCGCCAUCAGAAGAACGUGAAGCUGCCUCGCCGCUUGCGGUGACGGUGUUCUUUGGAGCUAAUGACGCUUGUCUUCCAGAUAGAUAUGGCGCCUUCCAACAUGUGCCCCUUCAUGAAUACAAGCAAAACCUCAUUUCAAUCGUCUCCUUUUUCAAGAAGAAAUGGCCUGCAACACGUAUUUUGCUUAUCACUCCUCCUCCUAUUGAUGAAGAAGGGCGUUUACAGAACCCUUAUGUUUCAAAUCCAGUAAAUGAGCCUGAGAGGACUAACGAUGCUGCUGGUGCUUAUGCCAAGGCUUGCAUUGCUGUUGCUAAAGAAUGUGGGGUUUCUGUUAUUGAUAUUUGGACUAAGAUGCAGCAAGUUCCUGGCUGGGAAAAAGCUUGUUUAAGUGAUGGACUGCACCUGACUCGAAAUGGAAACACGAUUGUGUUCGAGGAAGUUGUCAAGAGGCUGGAAGAAGAAGGAUUGAGUCCAGUAACGUUGCCUGCUGAUCUUCCACUUAUUUCAGAAAUAGACUUUAAUAAUCCACUGCAAGCUUUCGAAAAAUUAUAAUAAUCAGUUAACUGAAACCGAGGAUGCCAUCGAGGACGAGGAGCACUGCAACUUAUUCACAACCAUUGAGAUGUGAGAAUGAAAUUGAAACUCCUCUACAGAUGAUAAUAAUGCUUAAUUACCAUUAAGAGUUGGAUUUCAUUCGUUCAAAACUUCUUUAUUAGACAUCUAUGGGAUUGUGAGCAUGCAGAUCUGUCAAUAAAUAAAUGGUCUUUCUCCAAUUAUACAACA
Molecule: messenger RNA, 1118 nt
Organism: Cucumis sativus (cucumber)
Lineage: Eukaryota; Viridiplantae; Streptophyta; Magnoliopsida; Cucurbitales; Cucurbitaceae
Product: GDSL esterase/lipase At5g45920
Exons: 5
Coding region: 165-887 (240 amino acids)
Molecular function (GO): hydrolase activity, acting on ester bonds
Source: RefSeq, a predicted model, not a curated record